AUUUGUAGUCCCGCCCGCUCGCUCGCUCUUGUCACUUGUGGCCCCGCUCACCUCUUCAUCUUCCCUCUCUGUUGUCCCUUUCGCAGCCUUUACGCCUUCAUGGCCUCAUUUUGCCUCAUUUGCUCACCAGCACCAAGAACGUGCUUUGCUUCCUUUGUUCCUCCCGCACGACCGGUUAGACUUCAGGGCUUCGUUUAUUUCUCUUGAGCGUUCUUACCGACAUGCCUUCCUACCCCCCCCCCCCCCCUAUAUAUACAUCAGCACUAAACCCCCCUCACUCCUUUGUACAACACCCCACACCCAUCUUUGCCGCGCUGCAUCUCUGCAGUAAAACUGGUGCAUUGAGGCAGACCGGUGGAGACAAAAGGCGUGAGGGAGGUGUCGGGAAUGCACCCUUCGUAAUUACGCGUGGAGCUAAGCUGGUCACUUCAUUCUUAACUGAUUUUUAAAAAGCCCCGCACUUGAGAAGGAAAAAAUCUAAAUGGGUGCCCUUACUGGUGGGUGGUGCACUCGAGAUGACCGACACAGCACACCACACACGACGAUGUCUGUACCGAGACAGACCUGUGAGAGGCAGCACGGUGCCACAGAACGUCCAGACGUAAUGCCUGGAUCAUAUAACGCGAUUUCAGCCCCGUUAUUGGCCCAAUUUGCUAUCGUGAACGAUUUUUCCAGAUCAGGCCCAACAUAUUUUGACGGGAAAAACAACAACUCCUUAUACAGUGUGACAUAAACCACAAUCAACGAUUUGGCCUUGAAGAAGCAUUACAAUGCCAAAAUGAAAAGUCUAGCAAUUGAUUUUUUUUUUGGGGGGGGGGCAUAUCUUCAAUGUAGUGUGAGAACCUUGAUGUCAGUUGUGACGAUAAUCAUGACCGCGUUAUGCAGCUAGCUAGCUACAUAAUGUCCCCUGCUCGCUUGCGGUAUUAAAAAUACAUGAAGAUUACCUCAGCCUCUCCUUGAAGAAUUGGCAGCCCCAACCGUCCUCUUUGCACACUAGGGAUGACACCACACACAUUUUUUUUUUCUGGCAGUAGUCUCUGACAUGGAGCCACUGUGAGAAACCCAAUUUGUCUUGUAGACUGAUCAUUAGAAGAGGAAAGUAGUAUUCAAAGAAGGAAAAAGCUAGGUUAACUUUGAGGUUAUCUGGAAAUUACCAUGCAUUUCUAUUUCAGCGUAAAACUUUGUAGGAAAGUUAGACACUCAACACACCCAGAUGCAACAUCUUCGGCAACAGCGCACUCGAAUCAUUUCCUAAUUGGCUGUCGUUCCGUUUCGCAUCACGGAGUCUGUGGUUCGCCACAACUUGGCGUUGACAACGCACGAGGAUUUUGGUACGUAAAUGUUGAUCAAGUUGAACGAUUUUCAGCCUCUUUAACAACAACCCACACCGCAGGAUAAUCGGUCAGGAUAAUCUUUUUGACACCUCCAACAAUGAGGCUUUUACUGACUUUGAUUGUAAGAGAGGGAAAGCAAUCAAAUUAGGCCCAACGAUCUGUAUGUGUGUACUCCUCGUUAGAAACACCUACGCACUCUUAAUUCCGACAUUUCCAAACCAGUGUGUUGCAGUCAUUUGCCGUGGAAAAUUAUCCAAUUACACUUCAUUUGUCCAAAAAUUCUAAUGUAUUUACUACAAAUACGACACAAUUUAUGCCAGCGACUUAGUGACAGGGAGAACAAAUAACUAGGUGGCAGAAGUAAUAUUCAACUUACUCCAGCACACUUAUUCUGUGGCUGGUGCUGCCAUGAGAGUUUUCUAAUAUGAAAUAAGUGCCUUGGGUUAAAAACAGUUGGGACUGCUCCAAUGAGAGCCAGUGGCACUGUAAGGAAGAUAUUUGUUUAACCAAAUGUCAAAUACUGUACUGAGAGGUCUUUGUAAUAUUUUGGUGAGCAGCUUUAGCUCACAGUAUGAUGCACUGAAGUGCGUAAACGAAAUAAAUGGGGGUGGGCUAAGUAUGGCCCACUGAGUAUUUACAUGAGCGACGAUCCUGUAAUAUUUGUUGCAUUAUUUUAAAGCCAUUUUCCCUUAAAUUGGUUAGAAGCUAUUUAUCAGUUUUAUUUAUUUUAUAUUCAUGUAUCUUACAAUAUGUUUAUUUAUUGUAAGUAAUAAGGAUGAACAUUUUGCAUGUACAGCAAAAGUGCAUUUUAUGAAAUAAUGGGUUGACCUGGCCCAUCUUUUGUGUUUUUGAAAAUCAAAUGUGGGGCUUCAGUAUAAAAGUUACCCACCCCUGAAUUAAAGAAAAUAAAUAGUUAAAAAAGGUAACAUCAAAAAUUAGGCAGAGGACCACCUUUACAAAAUGGUCAAUAUAUUUCAUAUUCUUUAAAAGUAUUUAUAGAGUGAAAUUAAGUCAACCAAGAGGAGAAAGGUUAGUGCGGGAGCCAACAAUUUUUUUAAUCAAAAUAAAAUUCCCAAAGAAACUCAAUGACUACCAACUGGACAUUCUUUUCCUCAUUACUUUCAAAGUAAUCUUUCAAGUGGUAAUGACACGUUAACACACACAUCACCGAUUGAGUCAAACGUGAUGUCGUCGUGACGUCACAGUGAAGCCUCAGAGGGGUGAAGAGUAGAGUUUUGUUGAAUUUUACACACUUCUAUACACAAAAAUACUUAGUUAAAAUGCGCACGUUGGCUUUGUGCUUUUUUGUCUUCUGUGUGUUGUGCGGCAUUUUCAGGACGUCCGUGUGCUGCUUUCGCUGCUUCGUGGAUGUCAUGCAAAGUGUUCGCCUUUGUUCAGGCUACAUAUCGACGGAGAAAAAUGUGCAGAGCAUGGAUGACUGCUUCAAAAUCCUUGACCGUCUGUUCAACUUCAACCCCAAAGUGAUCGAGGCCGGCAGAGUUGGGCUAGGCUACAAGGACCAGCUGAAGGACACCAUGCAGGAAACCAUUCUUCCCGUGAUGAACGAGCUUGGGGGAAAAACUAAUCCCGACACGGUGUACGAGAGCAAGCUGCAGACAGCAGCAGACAAUUUCAUCGCUGCAGCCUCCAAACUGCCUCGAGCCACUAGAUGCAUCCCCCCGUGCGGUUUUCAGACUCAAGAUGGCCAUUACGACUGUGAAAAAUGCAUAUAUGAUUCCUGUAAUUUUCCUCUUGACUGCCCAGUCGAAAAAAUAACAGUGGACGAGAACGACCCGACCCAAAUGUUGUGCAACGUGCCAUUUGCCUUACCCACCGAUACCAAACUCAUCUGGAGCUGGACGUUUGCAGAGCAGGUGCAAACUCGGCAGGUGGAGCUGUUUGAAGAAAUUACAGCCGGGGAGGACAAUCUCUACUCCAUCUCAUCCACCAAGACGCACCACCAGGGCACCUACCAGUGUGAGAUCUACUCGGGCAAGGUGUCCAUUGUCAGAAAUUACUACUUUCUCACAGUGACCCCCCACGUCGUGGCGGGCCAUUCCGAGCUGCAGGAGAUAUUUGAGCUGUCUCUGCUCCCGGGAGGGAGGCUACGAAGCGGGUCUCCUCUCCCCUCUCAGCACCUCCCGUCGCGCGUGCUCAUCGGCAUCUGCUUUACAUCUUUGCUGGUCCUCCUCCUCCUCGCCUUGGGGCCCACCACACUUGGGAGCCAAAUGGAAAAGGUGGCGACACAGCGUCUGAGGAGGUUAUCUGGCUUUUUCAUCGACUGCUGAUAAAGCACUGAUAAUACUGAUACACGCCUAGAUAAUAUGUUCUGAUGUUUUCCUCUUGAAUGUGGGCCAGCCAAUCAACGGGGUUCAGUGCACGAGAAGAGGUUUGAGUUGUGGGAGGACAACUCAUGGCUUCCUCACCAUGGCAACACGUGUGGUCACAGUGCCCUGAGCAUCUGACAGUUCCCGACCGAGAAGUACAUCGCCUCUCCGGGGCAACCUCCCUCCUCACCCUCACCCGUCUUGCCUUCGUGUGAUUUUUUUUGUUUGUUUUCAUUUUUCCCAAGCUCAAGGGGGGUCAUCAAGGGGACCCGUUUUGAUGACAUGGAUGACAUCAAAAUGGCCGUGACGAUGGAGGUGAGGAAGAUCCCAGAGGAAUCCUUCCAGGAGUUCAUGAAGGCGGAUCAGAGAAGGCUGGGAAAGUGCAUUAGACUCCAAAGAAAUUACUUCAAAGGGGAACACGGAGUUUGGAAUUUGUAUUUGAAAUAUUUCUUUUGUGAAACCACUCCUGGAACUUCUCUGACGCACAUCGUACAUAAUGAGGACAAGCGCUAUAGAAAAUUGAUGGAUGGAUGCCUUGCCUGUACCCAGAAUGCACUGCAUUUCAUCGUGUGGUUUUGCGAACUCAAUAAGUUGUUAAUAUUGCAGGAAAUCCUCUGUAUAAUUUUCUGUUAAUAAAGAAAACCCGAAAAAUGAA
Phyllopteryx taeniolatus (common seadragon) is the source of this 4316-nucleotide messenger RNA. RefSeq names its product sperm acrosome associated 6 (gene spaca6). The transcript has 10 exons. NCBI's taxonomy places the organism in Eukaryota, Metazoa, Chordata, Actinopteri, Syngnathiformes, Syngnathidae. The record is from RefSeq and is a predicted model, not a curated record. Gene Ontology annotation, biological process: fusion of sperm to egg plasma membrane involved in single fertilization. Bases 2615 to 3622 code for a protein of 335 amino acids.